AGAUGGCGGAUUUUCUAAAAAAUUUUAAAUCGCAAAUUUUCAUCAAUUUGAGUUAUUUAAGUCGAAUAAUGAUUGGAUUUAGACUUGGAGAAAGGAAAUUGAAAUAACCAAAUAACCUACACACUGGGACAGCACCUGCAACACCUUAAAAUUGCACUAUGUCUCGACAAGUUAUUCCCCCUACCCGCUCUCCUGUAUCUUCACCCCAACAGACUAUUAACCUACUGCAGAAACGCCUUUAUUCUGCUGAGGAAGAUGCCAUGCAUUUAGUGGGGACACUACAACAAAUGGGGUUCAGGACUAAUCAGUCUGCAGUACAAGGGGAUGGCCAAGAAGUGCUAUCACCAUAUCAACCAAGGAUAGUUGAAAAUGAAGUCUUAAAGAAAAAUUAUGAGUCGCUGGUUUCAAGAGUUUGCAGGACAGAAAGUGUGAUACAAACUUUAAAAAUGAAUCUAGCUGCAGUUCAGGCAGAGCGGGAUCUAGGUCAAAGAAAGAAUUAUGAAGCUAGUGAAAAAUUGGCUUUAGCAUCUGAUGCAUAUCAGACAGAAAUUCAGAAUUUGACACGUGAACUUGUAAAAUCUCGGAAGGAAUGUAAAGAAGCACAAGAAGUCAGGAAUAAAUGCCAGGAUGAUGUUAGACGAUUAAAAGAGGCAUUGGAAAUAUCAUCAACAGCCAAGGUUGAAUAUUCUGCAGCUGCUGAGGACUUGAAAUAUGGCAAAAAUAAACUUGUUCGUAGAGUAGCUGAAUUAAAGGAGGAGUUAUCAAGAGAAAUGGGUCUACGUGCAAGUCUAGAGGAAUCACAUAAUACAUUAAUGACCAGAGUACAUGAAAUGGAAGACAUUGUUGAAGCAGAAAGAAAUGAGGUAAAGAGUCUCUCGUCUGACUGCACUGCACUCCGACGUGAAGCUGCCAAGUGGCAAGAUGCAGAACAGAAGCAACAGGUUCUCAGGGCACAACAAGAGGAACAACUCACUGCUUUUUUCAAUGAAAAUGCAAAGCAGAAAAAAAUAAUUGAAGAAAUGGAGGAAGACAAGAAAUGUGUCAAAACUGAGUUUGGCAAGAUGAAAGUUCAGUAUAAAGGACUUAAUGCCCAACUUGAACAGAUGAAGAAAUUCACAGAGGAGAAACAUAGCACCCAAGGGCAACUUGAACAUGAGAACAAGCAGCUACAUGAGGCCCUGAGGACUGCAGCUGAGGAGAAUGCUAAACUCAUUGCCAACUAUGAGACACAACUUGUGGCUGCAAAGGAGAAAGUCACAACAAGUAACCAACAGCAGGAGACAGUUGAGAUACUAAAACAGGAACUUAUAAGAGAAAGCAAGGAAAAGGCACAUUUCCAGCAACUAUGUGAAAAACUUCAAGGGGAGUUGAACGAGAUCAAUGGAGAACAUGUGUCUGUAGAACGAGAAAGCAAAGAGACAAUAGAUGAAUUAAACCAUGAAAUACAUGACCUAAAACAAAAACUUAAGUUUUUGGAGGAAGAGAAACAACAAGCAUUUAAAGAGAAAGAAACACUUUUGGAUGAAAUCAACCAAGCUGUGGAUAGUAUGACUGAGGAAAGAGCCAAGUUACAGGCUGAGACUGAAGUUAAGCAGCUUGAACUAGAUACAUUACAGGAAGCAAAAUUUCAACUUGAGGAAGAGAAUGCUAGAUUGCUAGAGAGAAUGGGACAAGUGGAACAAACACAGAACUCACAACAGCAGAUUGAGAAGACAAUGUCAGAUAUCCUAGAACAGAAGAAUAAGCUGGCUUAUGAUAAAGGAAAGCUCCAGUCCAGAGUGGAGCAGCUGGAGUCCCAGCUCCAGUCUCUUGCAACCACCCACACUAACUCUGUUCAGCAGAGAAACACAUUCAACACUUUGCAGGGAAAGUACACAAAGAGUCAAAGUGAUUAUAAUGCAGCCAAUAUUAAAAUACAACGUUUGGAAAGUCAGCUGAAACAACUAAGUGCAAUUGGUGAACGUAAGGAACAGGACUUUAGCAUGGCCCUACAGUCCCGAGAUGAAGCCAUCCGUGAAGUAAACAAAUUGCGAGAUGUUGUCGAGUCAACAGAUGGACGAGAAAAGCAAAAGAUAGUCAAUUUGGAGCGCAACCUCUUGGAAUCCAAAGAAGACAGUAGAAAGUUAGCUUCAUCCCUCGAUGGAAUCAUCCAAUCCCACAACCAGCUUCAGCAAGCCAUGGAAACACUACAAACAGAUCUGGGGAAAAAAGAUUCCCAAAUUGCUCAAUUAAAGAAUGAAAAAAACCUAAGCCAGAAUUCUUUACGUCAGAUGCAGACAGAAAUUGACACUCUCCAGGACCGUUUGGUUUCCAUGGAAACUUUAGAGACAACAGAGAUAACUCCUCUUAGGGAAGCUUUAGAGACAUGCAAAUCUGAUAAUAUAAAGAUGGCCAACUCUUUAGAUGGUGUGAUGCAUUCUAACAGGCAACUACAGGUCAAACUUCACAAACUUGAAGAUGAAUUAGCAAAGAAAACUUAUCAAUUGGAAGAUACAAUAAGUGCAAGAAAAAAUGAACAAGACACAAUGAAACAGGAGAUUUGUAGUUAUGAAGAAAGGAUGACUGCCUUAAAACAACAACUAAAUAAAGACAGAGAUAAAUCACUCAAGAAAACUAACAAAGAAGUUGUUGAGGUGAAGAGGCAGCUAGAUGAACUGUGUAGUAAAAAUGGGGAUCUCUCUCGCGCUAAUACUGAGUUACGCCAUAAAAUUACAGAGUUAGAAUACCUCAUUCGCAAUGAUAAGGAGAGAAUAAACAAACAGAAGGCACAAUUAGAACAUUUAAACAAAGUUAGGAAACAGCAAGAAGAUUCUCUCAAAACAUAUAAGAGCUUGAGCAAUGAGAUUGAUGAGCUAGAGAGAGCAAAGCAAGAAUAUAUCAAAAAGAAUGAAGACCAGGUAGGCCACAUUUCAAUUUUCAGAAUAUAUCAAGAAGAAUGAAGAUCAGGUAGGCCACA
Molecule: messenger RNA, 2956 nt
Organism: Owenia fusiformis
Lineage: Eukaryota; Metazoa; Annelida; Polychaeta; Sabellida; Oweniidae
Source: the annotation of a GenBank genome assembly